Messenger RNA from Sinocyclocheilus anshuiensis, 2400 nucleotides. It is a transcript of the gene rpusd4, whose product is annotated as RNA pseudouridine synthase D4. Gene Ontology annotation, molecular function: RNA binding; pseudouridine synthase activity. The record is from RefSeq and is a predicted model, not a curated record. The transcript is spliced from 7 exons. NCBI's taxonomy places the organism in Eukaryota, Metazoa, Chordata, Actinopteri, Cypriniformes, Cyprinidae. Gene Ontology annotation, biological process: pseudouridine synthesis. The coding region runs from base 199 to 1275 and encodes 358 amino acids.
CGACCGGUUCACUAAGAAGACCCGGUUAAAUAGAACGAUUCGUUCGCGAACCGGACAUCACUGCUUAUGUGUUUAAUGUCUUCUUGGUUACUCGGCUUUUCCUGUGAUACUAGCUUUUUAAUCGGACAGUGAGUAAUGUAAGAUCAGGGGCUCGGAUUUGAGGAAAGAGAGUUACCUUUGAACUAUUCAUCUGUGAAAAUGCGAUAUGCACGUGAGGUGACAUUUACGAUGCUCGUGAGAGCGUAUGCCACAGCUUCAAAGACUGAGACCAUCGUUUCUAACGGGAAAGCAGGACUUAAAGCAGCAGAUAUCGCGAACAGACUCCGGAGUGAAAAGGAAAAACAAACAAAUGACAAAAAUGAGGUUCCGGUGUCACCUCUUCAAAACAGAGUAAACGAACUGAAACAGUUCUCUCAGCAACUACAAUCUGUUCAUCCCAGUGUGCUCGUAAAAGCUCUUUACAGGGGUAUCCUUUAUCAAGACCAAAACAUAAUCGCAAUAAAUAAACCAUACGGUGUGCCUCUGCAUAAUGUAGAUGGCAUCAGAAACAGCAUAGUAGAAUGUCUGCCUUUGCUAGCAAAGAUAACUGAUGGCAUGCAGACAGGAGCACAGUUGCACCUUUGCCAUAGCUUGGAAAAAGAAAACACUGGAGUUUUGAUCCUGGCUAAAACAGAGGAAGCCGCUGAACAUGUCCAAACACUCAUCAGAUCACACAAAGUGGAAAGGAAAUACUUGGCAGUCACUGUAGGUGUGCCCGUUCCAUCCGAGGGAGUGAUUGACAUUCCCAUUAUAGAGAAGGAGGUCACGGGACCUCAGCCGCAUUUUAAGAUGGGUCUGAGCCCAUUGUUCAAAGUGAGUGAGGAGGGAGAUGGAGUGACCAGGGUAAGAGCUCAUCGACAGGCACACAGUGCAGUCACACAGUAUCGGGUUCUGGACAGCACCAGUGGCUGCAGCUUGGUGGAACUGCAGCCUGUCACAGGUGUGAAAAACCAACUUCGCGUGCACAUGGCUCUUGCUUUGACCUGCCCCAUUCUUGGAGACCACAAAUAUGCUCACUGGAACAAACUAGCACCACAGAAGCUGCCAGAGGGCAUACUGCGACGGCUGGGCCUGGUGCAGAGUAAAACACGAUACCUCCCUCUUCACCUGCACUCCCGAAGGAUCGUCCUGCCAGGGGUCAAAGGUCACAGUGACAUCACAGUGUCCUGUCCCCUUCCUAAAUACUUCACCAACACCUUAAAGAGACUACAGAUCCCACUACCGGGAAAAGAAUGAGAUGGAUCACAGCUAGCAACUCCAUUUGAAAAAGUAUUACAUUUGUAUUGAGAGGAUGAAGUGGGGUGGAUUUGACUUUGACUGUAGAAAAGGUCAUGUACAAAGCGGACAUUACAUUGUGUAUUCUGAAUGUUUUUUGUCCAGACUUUGUAAUAAAAGACCAUUGAAAGCGUUUUAUGAAGAAAAAUGAUAUCUCUGCUUCACCUGUGAAUUACGUAAUGACUGUGCAACUUAGGGAUCCACAAUAUACAUGUACCAUAUAAUUUAUCAGCCAACAUUAGAUUUUUAAAAUAAUCAUUAUUGGUUGAUGUUGUACAUUUAAUUGUGCAUACACAUUUGCCCUAUUUUUACAUUUAUAUCACCAUCUUCUAAAACAAAUUUUGAAUAUCCUGUUUUCAUACUUUUUAUUAUAAUGUUGAGAUGCCUAAAUUCACAUAUAGCAUCUAAAGCAGUGGUAAUCGCAACAAUAAAAGGCUCAAUGACCUUUCCAGUUGUCUGUGAUUUUCUGCAUUAAGGUUAAGGAUAAGAAUUAAAAAAUUUGUUUAACAAUUUCUAACCGAUAAAAACAGGUCUAGAAAUAGUACUUUGAAAAAUCUGGCUACAGGGUUUUAGAUAGUGGGAAUCCAAAACUUUUUGAGGGGACAAAUUAAAAUAAAUAUAUUUUAGUGAUUUAAUGCAUGUUUUGUCUUUUUAAAUUAAUCACUUGGAGGUUUGCUGGUUGAGAACCUCCAUUUAUUUUUUUAAUUUAGGGAAAAAAAUUAGUAUAGCAUUUUAAUAACAUGAAAAUUCUCAUUGGCUAGAAUUUUAAUAACAGCAUAUCCCUUGUGCAAAUUCUUUACUAAAUAAUUGUGUGAAUUGUUGCAUUCAAUUCAAUAAUGCAUGUAAUAAUAGUUUUGUGAACUACUUAUGCAGAAAUUUAUUCUGUUUCUGUCAUGAGGCCCACUUGUGCUUGUGUGACAGAACUGACCAGGGACUGCAAAAAGGGUCAAAGACGACACAUACAGGUAAUUCACUGUACAAAAAGGCAUGUUUGAAAACACAGGCUUCAAUUCUCCAGCACCACUAUCACAUUAAUACAUAUCAGGUUACCAUAGAUGCAUGUAUAUGUAUAUAUAUAUAAAAAUA